UAUACUGAAUUUUAACAAAAGAACAGGGAAGAGGGAGAGGGAGAGAGAGAGGAAAGAGAGAGCGAAAGAGGGGAGAAAGGGAGGGAGUGAUAGGUAGCGAGAGAGAGAGCUAGAGAAACUGAAUACAUGUUGGAUAUCCAUGUACAUGUAUUUCUGGGGGAACAACCAGUAAAACAAGGAUACCUCAAAAGAAAUGAUGUGAAAAGAAUGGAGAGGCGAAGGGAGAGAGGGGGGACAGGCUCGUGAAAAACAGCACCUCCUUUUUGUGCGCGCUGCGGCUCGGUUCCCCCCCGGCUCUCCUGGUCGCCCGUCGCCAUGGCGGCGUGGCCUGCCCUCUCUCUCCUGCUGGUCCUGAGCGAGUGGGUGGGGCCGGUGGGCCCCUCCCCUCACCUGCUGCUGCGGCCGCGGGAGCGGGAGCGGGAACGCGACCUGGCCGCCUCCAUGAACUUCAACAUCGCUGUGAUCCACGCCGGCGCCAGCGCCCACGCCGAGGCCAUGGCGUCCGGCGCCGGCGGCCGCGUGCUCUACCCGGGCUUCGGCCGCGUCUACAGCAGCCUAGGGGACAGCGUCGUCACACAGUGGGGCUCAGCCAACGUCAUCUGGCUCCAGGUGAACGACAGCAGCCCCAGGACCCUGCUCUCUCAGCUGUGCGACCUGCUGGCGGCGAGGCCUCUGCAGGGGCUGGUGUAUGAGGAGGAGAGGCCGGCGCCCCUGGCCUGGGGGCCCCUGGCCCCGAUGCUGGAGUUCGUCUCGGCCCAGACGGGGCUGCCCAUCGUGGCCGUGGGCGGCGGAGCAGGACUGGGGAGAGUACCGCAGGAGACGGGCUCCAUAUUCUUGCAAUUCAGUGCCUCAACCGCUCUCCAACUGGAGGUGAUCUUCGAGGUGCUGGAGGAGUACGAUUGGACUUCCUUCUCGUUGGUCGCCACGCGUCACCAUGGCUACCAGGACUUCCUGUCUGUGGUGGAGGGCUUGACGGACGGCUCGUUCAUCGGCUGGGAGAAGAAGAGCGUGGUCAUGCUGAACCUGACCGAAGACCCAGGGGGCGCGCGGACACGCCGACUGCUCAAAGAGAAUGAAGCCCAGGUGCGGUUGCUGUACUGCUCCCAGGAGGAGGCUGAGCUGGUGUUCCGUGCGGCCUGGGCGGCGGGUCAGGCCGGAGCCUCUAACAUGUGGUUCGCGGUGGGGCCUGCGCUGUCCGGGCUCGGCCUGGAGGGCCUCCCCAAGCGGCUGUUUGCCGUGCGGCCGCAGGGCUGGCGGGACGAGCCCCGCAAGCGGAUCGCACAGGGCGUCUCCGUGUUGACCCACGGAGCUGUAGCGCUGCGCAAAGACACCGGAGGGACAAACUUUGUCACCAACUGCCAGACGGACGCCAACAGCACACACAGAGUGUAUGGGAGGGUGAAAUACUUCAACAAUAUCACCCUCGCCGGGCGGGACUACUCCUUCAACAACGAGGGCUACCUGGCCAACCCGUCUCUCGAUGUCAUCUCCUACAACUCGGACCGAGGCUGGGAGGACGUAGGAUCGUGGGAGAACGGCGCGCUGAGGCUGCGCUACCACACGCUGUCCCGCUACGGUCAGUUCCUGCAGCCGCCCGACGACGCCCAGCACCUGCACGUGGUCACCCUGGAGGAGCGUCCGUUUGUCAUCGUGGAGCUGGCCGAUGCCGCCUCGGGGACCUGCAUUCGAGACUCCGUCCCGUGCCGUCGGUCCCUCAAUGCCAGUUCCCUCCAGGAGGGGGUGGCUCCCGUGAAGCAAUGCUGCAAGGGCUUCUGCAUCGACAUCCUCAAGCGCUUGGCCCGGAUCGUGGGCUUCACCUACGAUCUCUACCUGGUUACCAAUGGGAAGCAUGGGAAGAAGAUCGAUGGCGUCUGGAACGGCAUGGUGGGAGAGGUGGUGUAUAAGCAUGCUGAUAUGGCCAUCGGCUCGCUCACCAUCAACGAGGAGCGCUCACAGGUGGUGGACUUCUCAGUACCUUUUGUGGAGACUGGCAUCAGUGUCAUGGUCUCCCGUAGCAACGGCACAGUCUCUCCUUCUGCCUUCCUUGAGCCUUACAGUCCAGCUGUGUGGGUGAUGAUGUUUGUCAUGUGCCUGACGGUAGUUGCGGUGACCGUCUUCAUCUUUGAGUUCUUCAGCCCCGUCGGCUACAACCGCGACCUUCAGAGUGCCAAAAAACCCGGCGGUUCUAAGUUCACAAUAGGGAAGUCCAUCUGGCUCCUUUGGGCUCUGGUAUUUAACAACUCUGUGCCUGUGGAGAACCCCAAAGGCACCACCAGUAAGAUCAUGGUACUGGUCUGGGCCUUCUUUGCUGUUAUCUUCCUGGCCAGCUACACUGCCAACCUGGCUGCCUUCAUGAUCCAAGAAGAGUACAUUGACACAGUGUCUGGCCUUAGCGACAGGAAGUUUCAACACCCCACAGAGCAGUACCCCCCUCUGCAAUUUGGUACGGUUCCCAACGGCAGCACGGAGAAGAACAUCCGCAGUAAUUACCCAGACAUGCACCAGUACAUGGUCAAAUAUAACCAGAAGGGCGUGGAGGAGGCCAUCGUCAACCUCAAGACUGGGAAGCUGGACGCGUUCAUCUACGAUGCGGCUGUGCUCAACUACAUGGCGAGGAAGGACGAGGGCUGCAAGGUGAUGACCAUCGGGUCGGGGAAGGUCUUCGCCACCACGGGCUAUGGCAUCGCCCUGAACAAGAACUCCCGCUGGAAACGGCCGCUGGACCUGGCCCUGCUGCAGCUGGUGGGAGACGAUGAGAUUGAGAUGCUGGAGCGCCUCUGGCUCUCGGGCAUCUGCCACAACGACAAGAUCGAGGUGAUGAGCUCCAAGCUGGACAUCGACAACAUGGCGGGCGUCUUCUACAUGCUGCUGGUGGCCAUGGGCCUGAGCCUGCUGGUGUUCGCCUGGGAGCACCUGGUCUACUGGAAGCUGCGCCACUGCAUGAGCAACAUGGGGCAAUCUGGCAAGCUGGACUUCCUCCUGGCCUUCAGCAGGGGCAUGUACAGCUGCUGCAGCUUUGUGGACGAGACGGUGCAGACCGUCUCCAAAGUCACAGUCCCCUCCCAUCACCAUGCCUCUGUGGUCCAGGCCCAGCCUCCGUCCCACAUCAUCCCGGCAGCGGUGGCCAACCCGGCCAUCAGCCUGGCCCAGCAGCAGCAGCAGCAGGCCCCACCCCAGCAGCCACCACAGGGCCCCCCGCCGUCCUACAAGACCCCCCUGCCUGGCUCGCCUCCCACUGGGGUGCACGGCGGGCCGGGCUUGGGCCCCUCCAACCCUCCCCUCAUGGGCGCCCCGCUGCCUUGCUCCACCUUCCUGCCGCGGCCUGACCGCAGGCUGGCCGUGGUGGACCGCUGGAGGCUGCCCAAAACAGCGACCGCUCCCGCGCCCCUGGGGGUGAGGGCAGGCAUGACCGAGAUGCCGCCUUACCCCCAGAAGGUGCCCGCAGCGUGGACCGGACCUCCAGGAGGUGGCGCGGGGGCAGCGGCAGCAGGGCUGGACGGAUAUAAGCGCUAUUACGGACCCAUUGACCCGGAGGGACUGGGGCCCUGUGUGGAACAGCAGACAGGCUCCCAGACCCCCAAAACAAUCCCCAGGGGUCACCCCCAGCCACCACCGGCCACGGUGGCGUACUACCAGGAGAAGGGCAUGGACCAUGGGGUGGGGAAGAAGGUGGUGGUGGGUGUCGGCGGAGGGGGUCAGGGGAAGGGGGUGAAACCUUUGGGGACCCCCCGGCUGCCUAGCAAGAGCCAGACCCUCGGCCCGCUGGCCCCUAACCCUCCACUGCCGCACCCCUCUCCCCCUCUCCCCUCAUCCUUCUGGAGGAAGCGGCGGCCCAAGAAGCCCAAAGAGCCGGGGGGCCCCCUGUACGAGAACAUCCUGCCCUGCUGGGCUGGAGUCAGGCGGGAGCGGGCCGGAGACAGUGGCAGGCGGGGUCGCCCCUCACCCCCUCUCCCAAUCCCCGUGCCUGUUCCACUGUCCCCUACGUACACCCCUCCGUCGCCUUCGCCCUCGCUCCCUUACACGUCCACCUCGUCCACCACCACCACCUCCAGCACGUCCUCCACGACCUCGGCCUCCUCCUCGCGCUCUACCUCCCCGUCGUCCACCUCCACCACGUCGUCGCCGAGCACCCGGGACCGCGACGUCGAAGACGAAGAGGAGGAGGAUCUGGACGAGCUGACGGAGGAGUCCAGCCUGCUGCAGGGACACACGACGAAGAGGGACCGCGAGCGCUCCCUCCUGUCGCCUCUCGUCCAACAAAGCCUUCGUAACCUCAACAAGCUGCCCUCCUCCGUCAAGUUCUGGGUGAGCGGUGGGAGUGGUGGAGGGCGUCCCCACCCGGACCAACCGCCCGAUCCGCCCUCCCCUCCCCUCCACACGCUCCCCCGCCCAGCGCCCGGAGCAGCGGAAUGGAGCGCCUUGAGUCCGGGCAGAGUGAGGGCCGAGGAGAGCUACUCUGACGAGGGUUCGUCUGGGGAGUUUGGCCGCUUCGAGAGGUACUGGGAGGGCAGUGGAGCAGCGGCCGCUAGUGGCAUCGGCGGAGGGGGCUGGUUCUUCGGGACGUACCCGGCCAGGGAGAAAGGCGGAAGCAUCAACAGUCGGGACGACUCCAUCCUGGGCCGGUCAGAAGGGUGGGGGGUGAGCGGGGACUUCUGGGGGUCAGGAGCAGGGGUCGGGUGGGGGGCUGGCGGGGGCAGCGGGGGUCUGGGUGCUCAGUGGCCCCCACCCCCGGCGGCUCUCCCGCCCCCCAGGCGCUACUGGUCGGUGGACAAGCUGCCCAUGAAGGGUGACAAGAGGGCCCGCGGGAGGGGCAAGGCCCGCGUUAGGGACCGGGAGCUGGACGACGGCGCCUGUGCCCAGUGCGGGCCGCACCCGCACGGCCGCUUGCGCUCCAAGCGCGGCAGCGCCCCCUCGCACAGCCAGGAGGAGCUGCUGCCCCACUGCCACAGCUUCAGCGGGGGCACGCGCCCCAAGCCCUUACCCCCCACCCCGGACGCCCCCAAAUCCAGCAGCCAGUCCAACCUUAGCACACAGCAGGCCCAGCUGGGCGGCGACCUGGCCUCGCAGCCCCAGCCCUCGCCGCCCCAGCCUCUGCUCUCCCCCAGCGGCAGCGCCUCCCUGCCCAUGUCCAUCCCGCCGCCCCCGUCGUCCGCCUCCGUCUCCCCGCCGGCGGUGCUCUCUCCCGGGCCGGGCGGCUCGGGGGCCCAGGCCUCGGCCAGCGCCAAGCUCCAGUACCAGAGACUGCGCUCGGUGCCCCAGCCCCGGCGCUUCUACUCGCCGCACCUCCCUCUCAAAGCCAAGAGCCUGUGCUCGCGCCGCGGCUCCGCACACUUCUCCAGCCUGGAGAGCGAGGUAUGA
Messenger RNA from Alosa alosa (allis shad), 5358 nucleotides. RefSeq names its product glutamate receptor ionotropic, NMDA 2D (gene grin2db). NCBI's taxonomy places the organism in Eukaryota, Metazoa, Chordata, Actinopteri, Clupeiformes, Clupeidae. Gene Ontology annotation, molecular function: NMDA glutamate receptor activity; transmitter-gated monoatomic ion channel activity involved in regulation of postsynaptic membrane potential. Gene Ontology annotation, cellular component: plasma membrane; postsynaptic membrane; NMDA selective glutamate receptor complex. The transcript is spliced from 17 exons. Gene Ontology annotation, biological process: long-term synaptic potentiation; monoatomic ion transport; excitatory postsynaptic potential. The coding region runs from base 316 to 5358 and encodes 1680 amino acids. The record is from RefSeq and is a predicted model, not a curated record.